CCGGCGAGUCGGUUCUGUAUCGCGUCGAGUUCCUCCCCGUGUUUACGCUCACGUCAAACUUACAAUACCAAAUGGAAACUCGAAGAAACUGCUGAAUAUUUUGUGUGACUCUUGUGAAUCUGUGUGGGUAAAACCAUGGACAAAAAAAGUUCACCGUCGCCAAAGGAAGUGAAAAAAGAAAACGAUGAGGAAAUCAAGGAUUUUGCAGAGACUGCUAUGAACGAGCUGCUCGGCUGGUACGGGUACGAGCGACUUGAGAUGCGGCGCUGGGCGGCAUCGCGCGCGAAGGACGCUGCCAGCCCUGAGCAAACUGUAGAAAAACCUAAAGCGGAGGAGUGUUCGUGGUGCAACAAGUGUAUCACAUCAGAGAGUGGAGCGCUGCAGCAGGCCGGCGCCACCUUCUGCUCAGAGCUAUGCUUCAGCCAGUCCAGGAGAGCCAACUUCAAGCGCGCCAAGACCUGCGACUGGUGCCGGCAUGUCAGACAUACGGUCGCCUAUGUGGAUUUCCAGGACGGCGCUACACAGCUUCAGUUCUGCUCGGACAAAUGUCUGAACCAGUACAAGAUGCACAUAUUCUGCCGGGAGACGCAAGCUCACCUCGAUCUCAACCCCCAUCUGGUGAGCGCCUCCUCAUCGUCCAAUCUCAUCACACCGGAGCUAUGGCUGAAGAACUGCAAGAGCCGGUCAGCCACACCCAACUCAGAAAGAUCCUCCUCACCUAACCCGGAGAAAAAUAGCAACGACACAACGGAGACUUCGAACCAUUCGAGACAGUCGCCUCUACCGUUGAUAACAGUCACACCAGCGGCCAAAUUAAUGAACAAGAGCAAGGAGAAACCAGCGCAGAAGUCGCCCGAAGCGAAGAAAGAGGCAAAGACUCACAAAAUCAACCUCCGAAAACGGAGAGUCUCGAGAUGCUCAGCGACAGUCACUUCGCAGACGAUCCGACAGUCCACGCCGAAAGCGCAGGACAUGAGGAUGCGGAGUCCCUCGAUAGACGGAUCCUCGCCCGUUUCCUCGGUCACCAUAUCCAACAGUACCUUACAUUCGCCGCCUAAUACGAUCAACCCACCGAUACCCCCGCAAUUCCCCAACCCGAUGUUCGGGAUGCCUCCUCCAUUUUUGGAGCCACAUUUGAACGACCACAGACCACCGAUGUUUCCGCCUAGAUUGCCGUUCAUGCCGCAUCUGCCGGGAAUGAUGCAGGAGAGGCCGCGGAUAAACCCUCCCUUGAACUUCCAGGGUCCGUUGGGGCAGCCUCCACCGGUGACAGUGCUGGUUCCAUACCCCGUCAUACUGCCGGUCCCGCUACCUAUCCCGAUACCGAUCCCGAUGUCGGCGUUCCUCCAAGCGCAUUGUGUGAGCAAAGUGAAAACCGAGAAGACCGAUUUGAACGACGACUCGGAGGGCCCGCUCGAUUUCACCAUGAACAGUGAAAAGAAUAAGGAAACUCAGAGUGCAGUUCCAAAUGCAGAGGCGAGUAAAGAUGAUCCUAAAAAUGAAGAAGCCAUGAAGCGGAUAUCCGAGGAGAGAAGUACCGAAGCCGUUGAGAACAACCUGGAGCAGACGCUACCCAAAUUCAAAAUAACUAGACUAGGAAACAAAAUGGCGAAAAUCGUUACGAAGACCAGAGAUUCAGAAUCUUCCAGACCUUUACGAAAAAGACGGAGACUCGUGGAAGUGGCGAGCGAAGACGACCCCCUUAUCCCAAAAAAUAGAAAAAUUGUACAAGUCUAAAUUAAAAUAAUAAUAAUAAGUAUAAUAAUCAUCAAAACAUAUCAUAGAAGUUUUUAAGAAAUAUUUCGGACUUCUCUGAGAAUGCUAGUCUUAGUUGUAAGUUAUGAUUUAUUGAAUCUAUGUUAUAUUCUGUUAAUAGGCACUGUAAAUGUGAUACUACUGUA
Molecule: messenger RNA, 1901 nt
Organism: Aricia agestis (brown argus)
Lineage: Eukaryota; Metazoa; Arthropoda; Insecta; Lepidoptera; Lycaenidae
Gene: Sobp
Product: sine oculis-binding protein homolog
Exons: 4
Coding region: 136-1737 (533 amino acids)
Biological process (GO): animal organ development
Cellular component (GO): nucleus
Source: RefSeq, a predicted model, not a curated record